GGCACACUCAUUUAGGCAUUGAGUGACCCCGGCAUGAUCAGUGCUGUAUGAGAUUGCGACUCUGGGACACAGUAAACAAGCGCUAGCUAGCGGAAUGGACCGUUGCUCACAACGAAACAACUGCCUACCCACACCGGGAAGUCUCCUCACAGUUCGCUUACCAUCAUACUACAUGAGUUAAGCAAGAACCAGUCGUCUUCGGGUAUCAUACAGCAUGGCGGCUAUUGUGCAUGGCGUACCCGUUGCCAUCCCACCACCCGAAGGAUACGUCGUCGACUUCGACAACCCGCAGCGCCACACCGUCACCGAAGCUUAUUGGCUCUUUGGCGUUGGGAACGUGUUUUGUCUGCUUUUCGUGUACCAGAGAGCUCAUGUGAGGCUAUUUAUUCAAAAGCGAAUUCUUCUGGAAGAUGUUUGCCUGUUCAUUGCUUAUGUCUGCUCUGUGGUGUUGCAAGUCCUGAUUAUCCGUAAUUAUGUACGCGGCAUCAUAGGUAUCCACGGCUGGGAGAUGCCUCUGAGCAAAUACCGCGACUUUGUCAAGGCCUUAUACCGUCUCCCAAUUCUUUACAACCCCGUCCAAUGCGGUGCCAAACUAGCUCUUCUUUUGGUGUAUCGUCGUCUUGCACCGCAACUGUGGUACCGAUACGUGGUCUGGUCCGUCGGAUUUGUUGUCGUUGGCUCCUCCGUGGCAAUCUUUUUUACAACCAUCUUCCCGUGUCGCCCGAUCGCCGCCGCCUGGGACAUUACCAUCACGGAAUACGAAUGCAUCGAUCGCCCUGGCGUUUACAAAGCAACUGCCAUCUUGGGCGCUAUUGGCGAUGUCCUGGUUCUGGCUGUGCCCAUGCCAAUCAUCAUCAAGCUGCAUGUUCCACGGAAGCAAAAGAUCUUGAUGAUCAGCUGUUUUGGCAUUGGUGCCGUCACGGUCAUGACCUCCAUCAUGCGUCUUGUCAAACUCAUCCGGUCAAUGAGUGACGCCGAUCAGCCCUGGGGUGCUGGCCCAGUCCUUGUGUGGAUCCUCGUCGAAAGCAACCUCUCCUGUAUAUGCGGCUCCCUUCCAACCCUCAAGGUCUUCAUCGCCCAUGUGUCGCCUCGUCUGCUAGGCAGUGACUGCUCAAAACAAACAUACGGGUUGUCCGAUACGAAUGCCCGAGCAACAAUUGGCGGUUCAGGGGGAGAACGCAUAAUGCGUCACGACCAAUAUAGUCGAUUCGACGAUGGCACCCCUUAUCCUCUCGAAACAAUAAUCAAUGUUGAAGCCGGUAGCCACGAAGACUCCGAAAAGCAGCGGAGCGACAGUCCAUAUGAAAUCAACGGUAAUUCAGGUGUUUGGGAGGAACAUGGGGACGGCAGUUCUGACAAAGCCAUUUAUCAAACACGGACGACGACAGUGACAUAUUCCAAGUGAAAUAUGUGUCGUAAGAUGCCGCAUUGAUCAACGGAUGGAAAAUAGACC
This is a messenger RNA of Pseudomassariella vexata, 1453 nucleotides long. RefSeq lists its product as uncharacterized. The coding region runs from base 215 to 1405 and encodes 396 amino acids. The record is from RefSeq and is a predicted model, not a curated record. The transcript has 6 exons. Lineage: Eukaryota; Fungi; Ascomycota; Sordariomycetes; Amphisphaeriales; Pseudomassariaceae.